ACUGGCCACUUGUUUUGAGCUGCUUAUGUUCCCGAAUGUACUGUGCAUGGAUUUCCAGUUAUGUGUUCUCAUUUCCCUCUUACCUACCUCAGCAGCAUUUUAAUCAGAUCUUAUUUCUGCCAUGGAAGAUAGCCAAGGGAUUCUAAAUCAGGAGGAAGGCAAUGUUGACAAGAAAGAAACAGAUCAAAGUUCAGAGGAAAGUAAAAAUCCAAGAAGGAUUAUUUAUUUUGCAAACGGUGAAUGUAUGGAAGAGUGCAGUACAGAGGAAGAAGAUGAAGAGGAGAACAACCAUCAGCCCUUUCUUGACACUGCCAACCUCUCCUGGUUCAGUUAUCUGCGACUUUGGGUCCUUCGAAUUGCAGCAACAAGUUUUUUUACUUGUGAAUUCCUUGGAGGAAAGUUAGCCUCGUUUUUUGGACUCACUGAAUCCAAGUAUCAGUACGCGAUAGAUGAAUACUACAGGACACAGCAAAAGGAAACUGAAAGUGAUGAAGAUGGUGAAGAGAUGCAAGAAAUGGAGAUGGUGAUGGCUACAAAUGAAAAUCAGCACCUAGAGUCGCAGAGCCUAACAUAUGGGUCCAUUCAUUGCAAAGAGAUGUCUGCAUUUUCACAGGAAAUUACUGUGGCAAAUGUAAAUGAGCUUGGAGAAGGAGGCCUGACAAGUAUAAAAUGAAAUUCUCAGCUGUGUCUUGGCUUUUAGAAGGAAGGGCAGGGUGUCAAUUAGGUAAUUAAAUAAAUACAGUAAUUCUAUCAACUGGAAAAUGAAGGCAGCAUUUCUGGCUUGCUCAAAAUGUGGACAUGUUGAGAAAAGGAUAAACUAUCUAAAGUUUAGGGGUGAUGGUUAUACAACCCCUUUAUGGUAAUUUGUAGUUUUAAAAAAGCUUUCCAAACUCUGAAAUGGUUAGCAGUUGAAUUCAAAGUAGUAAUAUUCAAAUAGGGAUCUGGAAAACCCUGGCAAUCCUUGAAAGCUCCUGGACGAGAAGACCAACAGUGGACAAAGUGGGUCCUUUUAACAAGGAUGGGAGCCAUGCAGCCUUGCCCAUCUCUCAAAGGACUGAACCUCCUCCACAAAAAGCCUAAAUAAAUAUGCUUUCCUCUGUAGUUUCUCCAAAAUGGUGGUAGGGAUUGACACAAUGAUGAGUGAUGAGGAGUAGUGAAGCCUAAUAAGUACAGAG
Molecule: messenger RNA, 1175 nt
Organism: Anolis sagrei ordinatus
Lineage: Eukaryota; Metazoa; Chordata; Lepidosauria; Squamata; Anolidae
Gene: FAM177B
Product: family with sequence similarity 177 member B
Source: RefSeq, a predicted model, not a curated record